CGAUCGAUCUCUUUCUUCUCAGCAUCUUUCUCGAGCAUUAGCAAGCAGAAGCGCUUUCAUUCAACCUUUUGUUUGUUUUUUUGCCCUUUUCGGCCAGUAUCUGAAAAGUUACCCAGGAAGUUAGUUUCCACCAUUAAAAUCUGUAGACGAUGAAAGAUGAUUUUGACGAAGACUACAGUCUGAAGCUGUAUAUAUAGUGUCAGUUCAAUUUUUUUAUGUAUGCUCAGGAAAGGACACUUUUUGAUCUUAAUGAAACUCCGAAGGAAGAGGCAAAUGAGGAUGACAGUCCUAUUAUUUAUCAGCCCCAGAAAUCUCUUAUACUUGCCAAUUUCACUGGUUCGAAUCUAUUUUCAUCAUCUGAAGGAUGUCAUAGGAUCCUGACUAAACAUGCUUUUCCACAUGCACCAAAUGCUUCUGUUUUUCAACCUUCUGUAAGAAAAAAAAAGUCAAUGAAACUUAAAGAAGAAAAAUCAGAAAGUGUGCAAAAUAUAGCCCAAGCCUCGGUAUCUAUGGCCACAAAUUUUGAAGUUGCUAAUAAAAUUAGAAUGCCUAGGCUUUCAGGUGGUCAGGGUGGCCAUGUAACAGAAAGAGAAGGGGAGUGGUCUGAUAUGGAUGGAAACAUAGAUGGUAUUGCAAGAAUUUCAAGCAAUAAGCAGGAGAUACUCAAUGGGGAAAUUGCAGAAAAGCAGAUUGUUAAUGAAGUAAAUGAGCCUUGUGCUGUUAAAACUGAUGAGAACAGCGACAACAAUUCUAGUUUUCUUGGAAUUACCACUGACAAAACUGGUGAAGCAAUAAAAGACCUGAAAGUUGAUGGUCCUGUCUCUGAUAACCAUGGAAGUUUGGAUUGCAGCUCUAGGGUAGAUGUGCUGUCUGAUGGAUUGGAGGAAUCUUCAGAUGGAAAACCAAAAAAGGUUAGAGGAGUUGAAGCUAGUCAUGCUCUGAGAUUUGCAAAUAAUCUUAUUAAGAGGCCUAAAGUUGAUGAGCACAAGGAGGCAAUGUUAGGGAAGAAAAGGGCUAGACAAACUGUCUUUAUUAACGUGGAGGAUGCUAGACAGGCUAGUUCUAUGAAAACUACGCCUAGGAGGCAAACAUCUUUUUCAGCACCAAUUGUUACCCAUAUUAUUAGGGAUACCACCGAUGCUCAUACUCCUGUUAUUGACCAGGGCACUGAAUUGCCUAAUACUAAAGACCAAAAGCAAGCAUAUAUCAUGGGCAAUGAAGGCAGUUCAACUAUAGAAUUAACUGACAUGAAAAGUGAACCAAAUGGGGAUGUAAUUCCAAGAGGUCUUACUCGCCCUAAGAAGCUGAACCACGAGUGCUUUUCGGAAACAUAUCCACAAGUUCCUAGUCAGGGUUCUUGGAAGCAAUCUCCAGACCACAGACAAUUUAAAAGCUCCCUUCUUCCAUCUCAGAAGCUUCCUGUUGCACAAAACAACACAGAUCAAAAGUCGGACACCAAAAAAAUUCCUUCUUUGAAGAGGCAGAUUUCAAGCAACCCUCAAUACCAAGAUACAUCUGUUGAACGGUUUCUCAGGGAGGUUACAAGUGAGAAAUUUUGGCAUAAUCCAGAAGAGAUGGAGUUACAGCGUGUGCCUGGUCAUUUCGAGUCUGUUGAAGAGUAUGUGAGAGUAUUUGAGCCUUUGCUUUUUGAGGAAUGUCGAGCACAACUGUACAGUACCUAUGAGGAGCUUCAGGAAAAUGUAACAAGGGAUGCACAUAUAAUGGUUCGUGUAAAGAAUGUUGAGAAACGGGAAAGAGGGUGGUAUGAUGUUAUUGUUCUUCCUGUUCAUGACUUCAAAUGGACUUUUAAGGAAGGUGAUGUAGCAGUUUUGACAUACCCAAGUCCUGGUGCAGGGAGAUCUGGUAGGAGAAAUAAUUUUGGUGCUAAUGAAGAUGGUAAGCAUGAGUCAGCUGGGCGCGUUGUUGGUACGGUGAGGCGGCAUUUUCCUAUUGACCCACGUGACCAGACUGGAGCCAUUAUUCAUUUUUAUGUUGGGGACUUGUAUGAUUCUAGUAGCAAGUUUGAUGAUUAUAUCCUUAGGAAACUGGAACCCAAGACCACUUGGUAUCUAACCACUCUUGGAGCCCUUGCUACUGCUCAGCGGGAAUACAUAGCUCUUCAUGCUUUUCGUCGUCUUAACAUUCAGAUGCAAACAGCAAUAUUGAAACCUAGUCCAGAACAUUUUCCCAAAUACGAAGAGGGGGCACCUGCUAUGCCCGGCUGUUUUACUCAAAAUUUUGUGGAUCAUUUGCAUAGAACUUUUAAUCCUCCACAGUUGGCAGCAAUUCAGUGGGCUGCUAUGCACACUGCUGCAGGUACAAAUAACAGAGGUACUAAGAGACAAGAUCCUUGGCCUUUUACACUUGUUCAAGGUCCACCGGGAACUGGGAAAACACACACAGUCUGGGGAAUGCUUAAUGUGAUUCAUUUAGUCCAAUAUCAACACUACUACACUGCACUUCUCAAGAAGCUUGCACCAGAAAGUUAUAAGCAAACAACUGAGAGCAAUUUGGUUAAUGUCAGUAGCGGAUCAAUAGAUGAAGUCUUGCAGAAUAUGGAUCAAAGUCUCCUAAGAACUCUGCCAAAACUUUGUCCUAAACCAAGAAUGCUAGUCUGUGCUCCUUCAAAUGCUGCAACAGAUGAGUUGUUAGCACGUGUUCUUGAUCGCGGUUUCAUUGACGGGGAGAUGAAGGUUUAUCGUCCCGACGUAGCUCGGGUUGGAGUUGAUUCACAAACCCGUGCUGCCCAGGCAGUCUCUGUCGAGCGAAGAACUGAACAACUUAUGCAGAAGGGCCAUGAAGAAGUAAUUAAAUGGUUGCAUGAUUUGAAAGGUCGUGAAGCUGAACUGGCACAUCAAAUAUCUCGUUUGCAGAGAGAACUCAGUGUUGCAGCAGCUGCUGGUAGGUCACAAGGAUCUGUAGGUGUUGAUCCUGAUGUUCUUGCUGCUAGGGACCAAAACCGUGAUAUGCUACUACAGUAUCUAGCUGCAGCUCUAGAGAACAGGGACAAAGUUCAAGUUGAGAUGUCGCGCUUUCUUAUUUUGGAAAGCAAGUUUCGUGCCAGAACUAGCUUUAAUAUGGAAGAUGCUCGAGCCAGCCUUGAAGCAAGUUUUACCAAUGAAGCUGAAAUUGUCUUUACAACUGUGUCAAGCAGUGGCCGCAAGAUAUUUUCUCGUCUUACUCAUGGAUUUGAUAUGGUGGUCAUCGAUGAGGCUGCUCAAGCCAGUGAAGUUGCAGUCCUUCCACCACUGUCACUUGGUUCUGCAAGAUGUGUUUUGGUAGGUGAUCCACAGCAACUUCCUGCAACUGUUAUAAGUAAAGCUGUUGGGACUUUGCUUUAUAGCAGAAGUCUUUUUGAGAGGUUUCAACAAACAGGAUGCCCGACACUGUUAUUAUCCGUACAGUAUAGAAUGCACCCUCAAAUCCGUGAUUUUCCAUCAAGAUAUUUCUAUCAAGGACGUCUGACUGACAGCGAGAGCAUUGCCAACUUAGAUGUUGAGGCUUACUACAGAGAUCCUCUGUUACACCCCUAUGCCUUUUACGAUAUUACACAUGGGAGGGAGUCCCAUAGGGGAGGAUCUGUCUCUUACCAGAAUGUUCAUGAAGCCCAAUUUUCUUUGAGGUUGUACAAACAUCUACAAAACUUUGUCAAAUCAAAUGGUGGGAAAAAAAUAUCCAUUGGCAUAAUUACGCCUUAUAAACUUCAGUUGAAGUGCCUACAACGAGAAUUUCAGGAGGUUCUUGGCACUGAAGAAGGCAAGGACAUUUAUAUAAACACAGUUGAUGCGUUUCAGGGUCAAGAGCGUGAUGUAAUUAUAAUGUCAUGUGUCCGUGCAUCAAACCAUGGAGUGGGAUUUGUUGCCGAUAUUCGGCGCAUGAACGUUGCACUUACGCGAGCUAGGAGGGCAUUAUGGGUGGUCGGCAAUGCAAAUGCUCUCGUGCAAUCUGAAGACUGGGCUGCUUUGAUAGCUGAUGCUAAAUCAAGAAAGUGUUUUAUUGACAUGGAAUGUAUCCCAAAGGAAUUCUUGCUGAUAAAAGGAUCCACUGCCUCUCCUGCAAAAGUGGUCUUGAAUAGCACUAGGAGUUCAAAAAGUUGCAGCCAAAGGCAACAUCGGUUGGAUAUGCCUUCAGAACCCAAGUCUGGAACGCAGUCUGAAAAUGAAAAUAAAUCCGACUACUUUCCAUCGAGGAACGGGGCCUUUAGAAAUAUAGAUGUCAUGGAUUCUCAAUAUGGCAGUACCAAGUGGCAGAAUCCUUCUGGGGUUUCUAGAAGAGAGAGAUAAUCUGCUGUCAACACCUAUUGGCAUUUCUUUCUUUGUGCAGAUAAUUCUGAGAGGCCAAGACGCCUUUCAAUUUUUCUCACAAAAAUCUCUAUUGGUGAUGAGAUGCUUGACCAUUUGGGCCAGUAAGCAUGUGAUUGAAGAGAGCGGAUCCUUUGGACCGCAUUUUACGGUCUAGAGGAUGGACCACUCCAUUCAUUGGUCCUUUUGAAUGGACCCCACCUGUUUAAUAGAUAGGGUCCAUUCAAAUAGACCAAUAAAUAGAGUGGUUCAUCCUCUAGUCUACAUUUUGAACGUUGGCACGACAUAGUUGGAGGCCUAGGGAGAACAGCAGCAGGCCUGCCUCCUUGCUUUUAUGCCAGGGCGGAAAAAAGCAGCAUGCUGCAGAGGCAUGGGAGAACAAGCAUCCCAUUAAUAGAGGCAAGUCUGGAUUCCACGGAUUACACGAGUAACCGUGGGGAGUGCACGACCAUUUCAGUUCCAUUGUCGCGGUGCGGGGCUAUGCGCGUCUCAUUGGAAUCAGUAUUUACAGCAGAGAAGCAAGCAUGGUGCCGUUAUUUAUAAGUGCUUGUGUUUUCUGUGUAAUUCGUAGAGGGAGCAUGAUAUCUAAAGGGCUAACCAGACAGUUGUAGCAUGGCUGUUUCUUCAGUACCCUUUUUUCUUACAGUUUGCAUCGAGUUGAAAAUAUUAUCGAUUUGUUAAUGGCAUUUAUCAAUUGUUUA
Messenger RNA from Zingiber officinale, 5002 nucleotides. RefSeq lists its product as uncharacterized. The transcript is spliced from 9 exons. Bases 216 to 4283 code for a protein of 1355 amino acids. Gene Ontology annotation, molecular function: helicase activity. NCBI's taxonomy places the organism in Eukaryota, Viridiplantae, Streptophyta, Magnoliopsida, Zingiberales, Zingiberaceae. The record is from RefSeq and is a predicted model, not a curated record.